Colletotrichum navitas is the source of this 1650-nucleotide messenger RNA. RefSeq names its product cytochrome P450. Bases 1 to 1650 code for a protein of 549 amino acids. Lineage: Eukaryota; Fungi; Ascomycota; Sordariomycetes; Glomerellales; Glomerellaceae. The record is from RefSeq and is a predicted model, not a curated record. Gene Ontology annotation, molecular function: oxidoreductase activity, acting on paired donors, with incorporation or reduction of molecular oxygen; iron ion binding; heme binding. The transcript is spliced from 4 exons.
AUGCACGGCAUUACGGAAACCCUGCUGGACACGCUGGCCCAGCACUGGCUGUCGAUAGGCCUGUCGCUGGUCGUGGCCUGGCUGGUCAAGAACCGCUACCACAACGGGCUCAACAGAUACCCCGGGCCCUUCCUGGCCUCGUUGACGGACUGGUGGCGCUUCUUCGACGUCAAGGGCUGCCGGCCCGAGGUUACGCACCGGAGGCUGCACGAGAAGUACGGCGACAUCGUCCGUCUCGGCCCCAACACGCUCUCCUUUGCCAACCCGGCCGCCCUCAAGACCAUCUACGGCCUGAACAAGGGCUUCGUCAAGUCCGACUUUUACAUUGUGCAGCAGUCCAUCGCCAAGGGCUACAGGUUGGAGUCGCUCUUCAGCACGACCAACAACGAGUUCCACUCGCAGUUCCGCCGCUGCGUCAACUCGGCUUUCUCCAUGUCGGCCCUGGUUCAGUACGAGCCCUUUGUCGACAACACCACCAAGCUGUUCCUGUCGCAGACGGAGAAGCUCUUCGCCGGCAACCCCGAGGGCUGCGACUUCACCACCUGGCUGCAGUUCUAUGCCUUUGACGUGAUCGGCGAGAUCACUUACAGCAAGCGCCAUGGCUUCGUUGAAAAGAACGAGGACAUUGACGGCAUCGUCGCCUACCUCGGCAAGCUGUUUCUCUACGUGGCACCGAUCGGCCAGAUCCCCUUCCUGGACCUCCUCCUCCUCAAGAACCCCAUCUACCUGAAGCUCUCUCAGUGGGGCUUCAUCGACGCCACCUUCCCCGUCGCCCGCUUCGCCCGGGACCGCAUGGCCGAGCGCCUCCCCGAGCUCGGCGGCGGCGGCGGCGGCGGCAAGGAACCCCUCCUCCCCGUGACGUCGGGCAAGAAGCUCGCCCAGCAGCCCGACCUGCUCUCCAAGUUCCUCGCCGCGCGCGAGGCGCGGCCCGAAUUCAUGAGCGACGUCCUCGUGCAGACCAUGGCCGUGAGCAUGGCCUUCGCCGGCUCCGAGACGACGGCCAUCAGCCUCGCCGCCGUCUUCUACUACCUCCUGCGCACGCCCGCGGCGCUGGCCCGGCUGCGGCGCGAGCUCGACGACGUCGCCCGCGCCGGCGGCUUCAGCGAUUCGGAGACGGGCCUCGUGACGUGGACCGAGAGCCAGCGGCUCGAGUACCUCGACGCCUGCAUCAAGGAGGCCUUCCGCAUGCACCCGGCCGCCGGCCUGCCGCUGGAGCGCGUCGUGCCCGAGCAGGGCGCCGAGAUCGCCGGCACCUUUGUCAAGGGCGGCACCAUCGUCGGCUGCAGCGCUUGGAUCAUCCACCGCCGGCCCGAGAUCUGGGGCGCAGACGUCGACACUUACAGGCCCGAGCGCUGGCUGCCCGAGCCGGGCAAGGACCCGCUCGCCGAGGAGAGCCGCAUCAAGGAGAUGAACGGCCACAUGUUCCAGUUCGGCAUGGGCAGCCGCACCUGCAUCGGGAAGAACAUCAGCCUGCUGGAGAUUUACAAGGUCGUGCCGAGUCUGCUGCGGAGGUUCGAUAUCUCGUUCAAGGACCCCAGCGAGGAGUGGGAGCUGGUCAACGCGUGGUUCGUCAAGCAGAACAACUUCAACGCAAAGUUCGAGCGGAGGGACAUCAUCAAGCCCGAGGUCGGCGAGAAGGCCGAGUCGUGA